AGCCGCCGCCUAUCCCCCAGGUCGGGAGCCCCGCUUCCAUUCUAAUUCGUCCCUGUCCAGAGCCCAAACCCCUCGUCCUCCCAAACCCUAACCUUAAAACCUCCACCCUACCGCCGCCGCCGCCGCCCCGAUUCCACUUCCAGUCUCGCACUCCCUGUCCGGAUCGAAGCGAUGUCGUCGGACGAUGAGGUCAGGGAGGAGAAGGAGCUCGACCUUUCCUCCAACGAGGUCGUCACCAAGUACAAAACCGCAGCCGAAAUCAUCAACAAGGCUCUGAAGUUGGUCCUGUCUGAAUGCAAGCCAAAAGCCAAGAUUGUUGACAUUUGUGAGAAGGGUGACAAUUUUAUAACGGAGCAAACGGGGAAUGUCUACAAGAACGUGAAGAAGAAGAUUGAAAGGGGCAUUGCUUUCCCAACAUGCUUAUCUGUGAACAACACAGUCUGCCAUUUCUCGCCCCUUGCCACUGACGAUGCAAUCCUGGAAGAAAAUGAUAUGGUGAAAAUAGAUAUGGGCUGUCACAUUGAUGGUUUUAUUGCUGUGGUGGCUCAUACGCAUGUUAUCAAAGAUGGACCAGUUACUGGAAGAGCAGCUGAUGUUCUUGCUGCCGCAAACACAGCCGCAGAAGUUGCAAUGAGGCUUGUUAGACCUGGAAAGAAUAACAAAGAUGUUACGGAAGCAAUUCAGAAAGUUGCCACUGCUUAUGAUUGCAAAAUUGUGGAAGGAGUUCUUAGCCAUCAGCUGAAGCAAUUUGUAAUUGAUGGUAACAAAGUGGUACUUAGUGUUUCCAAUGCUGAUACUAAAGUUGAUGAUGCUGAAUUUGAAGAAAAUGAAGUGUAUGCAAUCGAUAUUGUCACCAGCACUGGAGAGGGAAAGCCGAAGUUAUUGGAUGAGAAGCAGACUACCAUCUAUAAGAGAGCUGUAGACAAGAAUUAUCACUUGAAGAUGAAAGCAUCGAGGUUCAUCUUCAGUGAGAUUAGCCAGAAGUUUCCAAUCAUGCCCUUCACUGCUAGGGUAUUGGAAGAGAAGCGUGCUCGCUUAGGCUUGGUGGAGUGCAUGAAUCAUGAGCUUUUGCAGCCGUACCCUGUUCUUCAUGAGAAGCCAGGCGAUCUUGUUGCCCACAUAAAGUUCACUGUGUUGCUGAUGCCAAAUGGAUCAGACAGGGUAACAUCACAUUCACUACAGGAAUUGCAGCCCUCGAAAUCUAUUGAAGACAAUGCUGAGAUCAAGGGAUGGCUUGCUUUGGGGACAAAAACAAAGAAGAAGGGUGGUGGAAAGAAGAAGAAAGGUAAGAAAGGGGAUGCAGCAGAAGCAGAGCCUAUGGAGGAGGGUUCAAAGGAUGCACCAAGCCAAGAAUAAUUCUGAUAUCUUGAGUUGCUUCCGCUACCUUUGUACCUGCUCCAUCGCUGCAUCUGACUGUGUUAUAUUACAUUCAGUUGUGGGAAUUUGAGUACUUUUUUUUUGAAAGUAUCUGGAGAAAAUGAUCGAUCUUGCUGCACACCCCUUCACAUCAAAGCACAAAAUUAUAACUAUUUAUAAGGUGUACUGAAUGUUUAGCCGUUAGUUCUGGUUAACUUUAUGUCUAAAUCUGCUGUGAUGUUUAUCUAUGGGUUAAGUUGUGGACGGUAUUUCGGUAGUUA
Messenger RNA from Brachypodium distachyon (stiff brome), 1637 nucleotides. Its product is annotated as ERBB-3 BINDING PROTEIN 1. The transcript is spliced from 10 exons. The record is from RefSeq and is a predicted model, not a curated record. Lineage: Eukaryota; Viridiplantae; Streptophyta; Magnoliopsida; Poales; Poaceae. Bases 172 to 1356 code for a protein of 394 amino acids.